AUGUCCUCCAGACUAACUUUUGCUAGGAAGUUCUCCAGCACAAGAAAUGUUGCAAAGAAACUGAAUAAAUACUCAUAUAUCAUCACUGAGCCUAAGGACCAAGGUGCCUCUCAGGCUAUGUUGUAUGCCACUGGUUUCAACAAGGAUGAUUUCAGCAAAGCGCAAGUUGGUGUUGGUUCUUGUUGGUGGUCUGGUAACCCAUGUAACAUGCAUCUAUUGGAUUUGAACCACAGAUGUUCCCAAUCCAUCGAGAAAGCCGGUAUGAAAGGUAUGCAAUUUAACACAAUUGGUGUCUCUGACGGUAUCUCGAUGGGUACUAAAGGUAUGAGAUAUUCUUUACAAAGUAGAGAAAUUAUCGCAGACUCUUUCGAGACUAUCAUGAUGGCACAACACUACGAUGCCAAUAUUGCUAUUCCAUCCUGUGACAAGAAUAUGCCUGGUGUUAUGAUGGCUAUGGGUAGACACAACAGACCAUCUAUUAUGGUUUAUGGUGGUACCAUUAUGCCAGGUCACCCAACUUGUGGCUCCAAGAACAUUCCAGAGAACAUUGAUGUUGUCUCUGCUUUCCAAUCCUACGGUCAAUACAUCUCGAAGCAAUUCAAUGAAGAAGAGAGAAGUGAUGUUGUACAACACUCUUGUCCAGGUCCUGGCUCUUGUGGUGGUAUGUACACCGCCAACACCAUGGCCUCUGCUGCCGAAGUUUUAGGUAUCACUAUGCCAAACUCUUCUGCUUUCCCAGCUGUUUCUGCUGAAAAGAUUGCUGAAUGUGACAACAUUGGUGCUGCUAUCAAGAACACUAUGGAACUUGGUAUUACCCCACGUCAAAUCUUCACCAAGGAAUCCUUUGAAAACGCUAUCACUUACGUCAUUGCUACUGGUGGUUCCACUAACGCAGUUCUUCACUUGGUAGCUAUUGCACACUCUGCUGGUGUCAAGAUCACCCCAGAUGAUUUCCAAAGGAUCAGUGACAAGACACCAUUGCUAGGUGACUUCAAGCCAUCUGGUAAGUAUGUCAUGGCCGAUUUGAUUAAGGUCGGUGGUACUCAAAGUGUCAUCAAGUUCUUGUAUGACAACGGUUUCUUAUACGGUGACGCCUUAACUGUUACUGGUGAAACUUUGGCUGAGCGUGCCAAGAAAGCCAAGGGUCUAAGUGAAACUCAAGACAUUAUUAGACCAUUGUCAAACCCAAUUAAGCCAAGUGGCCAUCUACAAAUUCUAUACGGUUCUCUUGCUCCAGGUGGUUCUGUUGGUAAGAUUACUGGUAAGGAAGGUACUUACUUCAAAGGUAAGGCUCGUGUUUUCGAAGAAGAAGACGCUUUCAUCUCUGCAUUGGAGAAUGGUGAAAUCAAGAAAGGUGAAAAGACAGUUGUUAUUAUCAGAUAUGAAGGUCCAAAGGGUGGUCCAGGUAUGCCAGAAAUGUUGAAGCCAUCUAGUGCACUAAUGGGUUAUGGUCUAGGUAAAGAUGUUGCCUUGCUAACUGAUGGUAGAUUCUCUGGUGGUUCUCAUGGUUUCUUGAUUGGUCACAUUGUUCCAGAAGCUGCCGAAGGUGGUCCAAUUGGUUUGGUCAGAGAUGGUGAUGAAAUUGUGAUUGAUGCAGACAACAACAAGAUUGACCUCCUAAUCUCUGAAUCUGAGAUGUCUCAACGUAAGGCCGAAUGGAAACCUCCAGCCCCACGUUACAACAGGGGUACUCUAUCCAAAUAUGCUAAGUUAGUCUCUAAUGCCUCCCAAGGUUGUGUUACAGACGCUUAA
Molecule: messenger RNA, 1752 nt
Organism: Nakaseomyces glabratus
Lineage: Eukaryota; Fungi; Ascomycota; Saccharomycetes; Saccharomycetales; Saccharomycetaceae
Gene: ILV3
Product: dihydroxy-acid dehydratase ILV3
Biological process (GO): branched-chain amino acid biosynthetic process
Cellular component (GO): mitochondrion
Molecular function (GO): dihydroxy-acid dehydratase activity
Source: RefSeq, a predicted model, not a curated record